Molecule: messenger RNA, 351 nt
Organism: Prunus armeniaca (apricot)
Lineage: Eukaryota; Viridiplantae; Streptophyta; Magnoliopsida; Rosales; Rosaceae
Source: the annotation of a GenBank genome assembly
AUGCGGAAAGAGUUAUUUUACCGCAUCUUGAAUGAUGUUGUCAACCACGAGCCAUACUUACGCCAAAAAAAAGACGGGCUCGGCCGACAAGGGCUAUCCCCUGAGCAAAAGUUAACCGCUGUCUUUCGUAUGCUCGCAUGGGGAUGCUCAGCUAACGUGACCGACGAGUACUGUAGAUUGGGUGAAAGAACAACUCUUGAGUCACUCCAAAAGUUUUGUUGCGCUGUUGAAGCCGUGUAUGGCCAAUGGUACCUCAGGUCUCCAAAUCCAGCUGACCUUUACAAGCUAUUGCACAAGGCAAGCAGUCGAGGCUUCCCAGGCAUGUUAGGAAGUCUUGACUGCAUGCACUAG